GGGGAAAUUAGCAAUCAGUAGAUUUUGAGCGUCUGUGAUGUAGAGCUCUCACUGUCCCGUCCACCAACAGCACCAUUACCACCAGUACUAGCACUCUCACCAUCAACAUCACCUCCACCACCACCACCAGCAGCGCCACCACCACUACCACUCGCAGCACCACCACCACUACCACUCGCAGCACCACCACCACUACCACUCGCAGCACCACCACCACUAGCACUAGCACCUCCACCACCACCACUAUCACCACCACCACCACCGCCAGCAGUUCAACGAUGGCGUCCCUGGCAGUUGUUCUUCUCCUCUGUGUCCUCGCCUCCCCGGUAUGGGGCGAGGCUGUGUGUGACUGCGGCACCUUCCUCAGCACCGACCAGUGGGUGCAACAGGUGGUCAUUCUCAGGUCUACUCUCGUAGAUAAUUGCCACGCCUUCAUCACAUGUAGGAGAGCGUGCAUCGAGCAGUUCCUGGAGGUGACGGGAGGAGGGAACCUGUCUCACCAGCUGGACGACGGGGAGACGGUUGGACAGCUGUUCUGUCGUGCUCUGAACGAGAGGGGAGACCCACACCUGCCCGCACACCUGGUGCAUCUGUACAUGAGUCUGUGCGAAGGACCGUGGGAGUACGCUGAAGUCAGUACUAGGGAGCCUCUUUGUUGCCUGGACGGUCAACACAGUUCCUGUCAAGCCUUCCCCCAAGGCAAGAUGUCGACUAUGCCUGUCCUUCAGCACGCCAGAGUGGUAGUACAAGCAGUCUAUCAUACUUCUAAUAUAUGAGGCUACUGUGGGUGGGAGAAAAAUGUGGAAUAUAGAAUGUUUGCAUGAAAGCUUUCUCGAAGCUUGGAAUUGCAUUACUUCGACUCGUCCUCGUCCAAGCUGCCAUAAGGCAACCUGUCCUCCAGCCCGUCCUCCAAACAAAGGCCCAAAGUCCAUUCCAUGCACCCGCCUAACCCCCCUGUUUAUGGAUGAAAAACGGUUCAUGAAUGACAGAUUUUGUUCGAACCACAACGCUGUAAAUGUAUCACCCACGUACUACAAAUACAAAUAAUCGCCAACAGAACCUAACGUUAGAACCUAAACUUAGUUCAAAAGAACCUAAAGUGGUUGUGAGAAGAGACCAUCUGGUGAUGAUCUCUCACAACCAGACCAUCACCAGAGAAAUCUUAACAAACAACACUGAAAUCAUCGAUAGGUACAGCGAUAGCAGGCGGCUUGACAUCAGCGAGGCACUACACAUCAAAAAGUCAACACCAGCAAUCAACAGCCAAUUAACGCACAACUAUAUUCUACCCACUUCAAGGCACCGUAUGGGUCAAUAGGCCCUCUGCAGUUAUUUCCAUUCUCAUGUAUCCACCUCACCGAAUACCCACCUCACCCAAAAUCAAUACAAAGCAAGAGUUAUGUCAAAUGUUUCAUACACAGUGUAUCGAGUGUAUCAUAAGUAGUGUUAAGUGUAAACAAGUCUUUGAGAAUGUAAGAAGCCCUUACG
Procambarus clarkii (red swamp crayfish) is the source of this 1488-nucleotide messenger RNA. RefSeq lists its product as uncharacterized. Lineage: Eukaryota; Metazoa; Arthropoda; Malacostraca; Decapoda; Cambaridae. The record is from RefSeq and is a predicted model, not a curated record.